CCGCCGUUCUUCGUUCCCAGGGUUCCGUGAGAGCCGUUUGCCCCACCCCACCUCUUCAGCGCUAUCUAUCUCAAUGUACAAUUGUCAGAGAAAAAACGGGGGCAAAAAUAAUUCAGAGUAAAACAGCAAAAAUAAUAUAUUUCCCUCAUUUUCUCUCCGGAGCGGCGGAGCGAAGCGGAGCGGACGCGGCCUCACUGGCGGUUAAGAUGAGCGUGUGUCGCCGCUGGAUCAGUGAUUGAAAACACCGCGGUAUGUUCAUGUAUCAUGCACAUGUAAUCUACCACAAUCUACCACACGGAUUCUGAGGGAAUACAAAAAAAGGAGAGAGCGGAGAGACUUGACAGCGAGCUGUACCUGCGCCAGACCGGACUAAAUAACGGAGGAUUUCCGCGAAUAUCACCUGGAUAUUGCGUUUGAUUCAAGGACAUCCAGCUGCCAAACGCCGCCUGCCUUUGCUCGUCCGGAGAAGCUUCCCGAUGUGAGGAGAAAUACAAAUUAACGUUAACGGGAAGAAAAGGGGGUGAGACCAAGAAGGGGCCUCUCUCGUUUUUUUAGGUCUGGUCAAACCCUGUGAAAAGCCGAGCACUAAUAUCUGUGGACGAGGGGAGAGGAAAUCAUUUUUGACAUCGGCUAAAAACAGGAUAUAAUUGAUAAGGUUGCAAAGCAGCCCACCCCCACCCACCCUUUUAGAAAAGGUGUAUAAUGUGACGGAUUUGCGAUAGAGACAUAAGCCCUGAUGUAGCCUGAUGAUUCACAUGUCGUCAUUUUAAGAGAGAGAGAGAGAGAGAGAAAAUAUUUAUUUGUAUUUUUCCUCACUCGCCCUUUUUGAUGUGCUCUGCUUAGGUGGAGAUCUGGUUACAAACAGCCUCUCAAAUAAUAUUAAUCUAAUAUAUAUCUAUAGAUUUAUAUAUAAAGUGGGGGAAAACGGUGGAGGAAAAUUAGGGCUUUGGUUUGUGAGUGGAAAUGAAUUGAAUGGCAGUGUGAGAUAAUCUGCCAAAGAUGGGCUCAGGAAGAGGAAAUUAAAACACUCGAGCGUAUAUACUAUAUGAGAUGAACAAAAUAGCUUUUGUGUUGAAUUAAAAGGAAACAUUGAAGGGAAACAGGAGCACCGACGUUCAUCCAUGUGCACUGGCAGGCUGGAAAUCUCACAUCCACUCUCAUAUCAGUGUUGAUGACUUCAUUGCGGAUUUACAGUGAAAAACACGGGAGUCCAGCGUCUGAGAGGGUGGCAUCGUUGCUCUGCUCCUCUCCCACUCAUCUCUUGUUGAUUAAUUGCCAGUAAAUAGCCACAUCCACGCGUUACAUACUGUGCCAAAGCCUGGUGGGGCCCCGUCGUCUACCAGCAGCUGACAGGAUUACAGCUGCUUCAUCUGCAUCUGGCAACAUAAAUGUCACCCAUUUUGAGUCAGGUGCUGCUCCUCUGCUGGGCCAGUCGAGGAAUUUAGGAUCCAUUGAUAAUUUUUUUUUUUUCUUCUGAUCAUCAACACCGUCCCCUCCUUCCUUCUGUCCUCCCUCCCUCCUCCCCCUCCCUCCACCCACCUGCACACACACACCAACCAACCAACCGACCAACCAUCCUGCCUACCCCUGAACCUGCCACUGGGUUUUUGGGAAGAUGGGCUGUCUUGGCAAUAGUAAGACUGAAGACCAACGAAAUGAGGAGAAGGCACAGAGGGAAGCCAACAAAAAAAUAGAGAAGCAGCUCCAAAAAGACAAACAGAUAUACCGUGCCACUCACCGGCUACUGCUGUUAGGGGCCGGUGAAUCCGGGAAAAGCACGAUAGUCAAGCAGAUGCGAAUACUGCAUGUAAAUGGCUUCAACGCAGAGGAGAAAAAACAGAAAAUCCGUGAUAUUAAAAACAACAUUAAAGAAGCUAUAGAGACGAUUGUGACCGCCAUGAGUAUGCUCACACCGCCAUGUCAGUUAGCCUGUCCUGCAAACAAAUCCAGAAUUGAGUACGUCCUCAACCAAGUCAACCUGAAGGAUUUUGAGUUUCCCUCGAGUCCUUCUGUCUCUUUCCAGGAGUUUUAUGACCAUACAAAGAGCCUCUGGCAGGACGAUGGUGUGCAGGCCUGCUGGGAAAGGUCCAAUGAAUAUCAGCUCAUCGACUGUGCACAGUACUUCUUAGACCGGAUAGAUGUGGUCAGGCAGAAUGACUACACACCCACCGACCAGGACCUGUUGAGAUGCAGAGUACUGACAUCUGGGAUCUUCGAGACAAGAUUUCAAAUAGACAAAGUCAAUUUCCAUAUGUUCGAUGUUGGAGGUCAGAGGGAUGAGCGUAGGAAAUGGAUCCAGUGUUUUAAUGAUGUGACAGCCAUCAUCUUUGUGGUGGCGAGUAGCAGCUACAACAUGGUGAUCAGAGAAGACAAUCAGACCAACAGACUACAGGAAGCCCUCAACCUUUUCAAGAACAUCUGGAACAACAGGUGGCUACGGACCAUCUCUGUAAUCCUCUUCCUGAACAAACAGGACCUGCUCGCUGAGAAGGUUUUGGCAGGGAAAUCGAAAAUUGAAGAUUAUUUCCCUGAGUUUGCACGCUACACUACACCUGAUGACGCAAUACCAGAGCCAGGCGAGGAUCCCCGCGUUACGAGGGCCAAGUACUUUAUCCGGGAUGAGUUUCUGAGGAUCAGCACAGCCAGCGGGGACGGGCGGCAUUACUGUUACCCCCACUUCACGUGCGCGGUCGACACAGAAAACAUCCGCCGCGUCUUCAAUGACUGUCGCGACAUCAUACAGAGGAUGCACCUACGGCAGUACGAGCUCUUGUGAUGGGGAGUAGCAUCCAGGCGACUUAUUUACCCACCGACUGACCUACCCACCCCCCCACCCCCACCACCAGUUAGCCAAUCACCCCCUUACACUUCCACCAAUUUCACCAAACUGAGGGAACAAGCCAGCGGCUGAGCACCUGCCCUCCGCUCCUCUCCGCCCUGAUACAACUUCUUCCGAUAACACAGUUUCAGAAAAAGAGAACAGUGGAAAGAUGUUUCUUUUCUUUUUUUUUUUUUAAUAAAAGGAAAAACAGUUAAGGAUGCACCAACAAAAGUUUCAUCAGUGAUUAGCCAGGACUCAUCGCUGUUCUGACCCAGGAAGGAGGGUCGAGACUGGAAUCCCUUUGUGUGGACUUUUGCUCCUUUUAGGUCUCGUUCUCUCUCAGAUAUAUGAACACACACUCGCUGGUACACACACAGACUACAGCGUAAGACAGUCAACAACCCCAUAAGUAGGAUUUAAUAUCUCGCAUCCCAUGCACACACACACACACACACACAGAGAGACCCAUUUUAAACCAGGUCCUCCUGCUUUUAACAGUACGCAGAGGCUGGAUUAACUAAUGCAUCCGUAAAGAGAGAGAGGUAGUUUAUUCACCGUGUGCUGAAGGAGAGGAGAAGAAGAAAAAGAUGGACGUGGACAGGCAGCAGCGAAGGGUUGUUAGCCCUUUUUAUUUAUUUUUUUCUUCUUCCUCUCGUGUCCGAGGAUGGAGAAACCAGUAAAAGCAGAAAACAAUUUAAAAACUGAAAAAAAGAAAGUGAAAAAACGCACACACACCACACAAUGCAUAAAUUCAUGCAUACCAGUGAACUUCAUGCCGUGCAAAAAAUACAAGCUAUAUAUAUAGAUAUUUAUAUAUGAGUGUGUGUGUGUAUAUAUAUAUACAUAUAUAUGUAUAUAUGCAUAUAUAUGUAAAUAUGCAUAUAUAUGUAUAUAUGCAUAUAUAUGUAAAUAUGCAUAUAUAUAAUAUUCCUGUAAUAACACAAUUCAACUUUUUUGUUAAUUUUAACCCCAUGUUGUGUGUUGGUGUAUACUGUGUGUGUGUGUGAGAGAGAUCUGCCUUUGUGCACCAUUUAACCCCCACUCCCCUGCACACAUACACACACACACACACACAGACAUCCUGCUCCCCUCAGCUCUCCUCCCACACCCUCCUGCUGCCAUAUGACAAAUACUCAACAUACGGCAAGUGAGAAGAGACGAGAGCUUUUAUUUAAUAAGGAGAGAAAAAAAGGACAAAAGGAAAAAGCAUGAUGUAAAGGUUAAAGACAGGACUGGAUGCAACAUUUUCACCUGGGAACACCCACCCCACCCCCCCCCCCACACACACACACACACACGUGCUCCAGCCCUCACCAGCCUCUCCCCCCUCCCCUCCCCUCCCCUCAGCUGUUGUCUUGUUCUCUCACCUCUCCCAGUCCCACGUCCUCCACCUGUCCCCCGGCUUUAAGUACGUCUGUCUUUACUUUACUGCUGGACUAUUAUUCUUGUACAGACUGUAAAAUGUAUUAUUUUGUACAACUUUAUUGAAGAAAAAAAAAUAACUUGUAGAAGAUCCCUGUGCCUUGAUCACGACUGUACAUGUAAAAAUGAGCUAAUAUGUAAGUUAUGUUUUCACUGCGCUGUACAGCUGGACAGGUCUGUCCCACCUCGUCCGUGCUAGCUCACCCCUCCGCUAGGACCUGUGGGGAGGGGCUUCGGAUCUGGGCGGAGGCCUUUUGUCUGUCGCUUUAGUUUCCUCUUUUUUUUUCUCCCCCCCCCCACAUUUGUUUUGUUUGUUUGUUGAUUCAUUUGUUUUGCUUUUGCUCUCCUUUGGUUUCUAUAAUAGGAUUUGAAGAAAAGAAAAAAAAAUGAAGAAAAAAAAAAGAUAAUCAGACACACCACCUUAAUGCUGCGUAGUGAACGAUACUGAACCAUAACACAAUUUAAUAUAUAUAAAAUAUAUUUCAGAUUUUAUAUUUUAUAUAUAUGUACUGUACACUUAUAUCUAUCUCCCUUGUGAGCUGUCCCACAGCUGUCCUUUGCUUUCUUGUCAGUAACAUCUGCAUAGAAGGUGGCCAUUCUGGGUGCAGUGGGAUGAUUGUUGGUUUGAUUGAUUUCUUCUUCUUUUCUUUUCUUUUUUAAUUUUAGCUUGAACUCUUUUAAAGGAGAAGGAAAUAUCCAAUUGCAAAACAUUGCUUGUUUCUACAUAAACCAAAUUCUUUUUGCUUAAACAAGAAAAAAAAAAACCUGUUGUUUUAGUGUUUGGUUCAUUCCUCGUCUCAUUCCUCUGUAUCUGCUUCACCUGAGGUCCACAUUACACGCUUAUAACAAACACCUCAGCUUGUACAACAGUCCUGCAAUAAAUGCAACGUUCAUUCA
Solea solea (common sole) is the source of this 5140-nucleotide messenger RNA. RefSeq names its product guanine nucleotide-binding protein G(s) subunit alpha-like. Gene Ontology annotation, biological process: adenylate cyclase-activating dopamine receptor signaling pathway; sensory perception of chemical stimulus. NCBI's taxonomy places the organism in Eukaryota, Metazoa, Chordata, Actinopteri, Pleuronectiformes, Soleidae. The coding region runs from base 1616 to 2776 and encodes 386 amino acids. Gene Ontology annotation, cellular component: heterotrimeric G-protein complex. Gene Ontology annotation, molecular function: mu-type opioid receptor binding; GTPase activity; D1 dopamine receptor binding. The record is from RefSeq and is a predicted model, not a curated record. The transcript is spliced from 12 exons.